Fusarium redolens is the source of this 1056-nucleotide messenger RNA. RefSeq lists its product as uncharacterized. Lineage: Eukaryota; Fungi; Ascomycota; Sordariomycetes; Hypocreales; Nectriaceae. The transcript has 6 exons. The record is from RefSeq and is a predicted model, not a curated record. The coding region runs from base 1 to 1056 and encodes 351 amino acids.
AUGAUUAUCUUGAGGGUUUUGUUUCUGCUCUGUUUGGCGGGUCUGGCGACGGCCUUUUCGCUUUCAGAUGUACCGUCAUGUGCACCUCGAAGAUCAUCACGAAGAAUACCUGGGGCGCUGAUGACACAUGGGCAAUCAUCACAUUUGUAUGACGACUCUUGGUUUGGCAAUAACCCCGCUGACGAUGGGCAGUUCAUUUUGAUACCGUUUACGGUAUUUACGCUACUUGCAAUACACCACGGAGUCGGACUCGCCGCACCAUUGUUUACCAAGAAUGACCUAUCCAAUGCCCUAAAGGAAGUGUUUAUCCUUCAUCUCCUCUAUGUGUGCGGUCUUGCAGCAGCCAAGACAUCGAUCCUGUUCUUCUACCUACGAGUAUUCCAAGACAAUACGUUCAGAAUCCUCGUCUGGAUAACCCAUGCUUUCAACGCCCUCUCAACAGCCAUCAUUCUGACUCUUAACUUUACGCUCGGACGAUCUGUGACGUAUCUCCUCGACAAUGGCGCAGAUUCAGUGAGCAAUAUGAAUAAAUACUCGAAUGCUAUAAAGAUUGUCCUGGCGCACUGCGUGGUCAACCUGGCUCUGGAUAUAUGGAUGCUUGUGCUGCCCAUGACGCAACUUUACAACAUAGGGCUGAAGCUCAACAAGAAGAUCAGUGUAAUGGCCAUGUUUGGCUUGGGUCUGUUUCUCACAGUAGUCAGCAUCAUCCGGACGACCUUUCAAUCACAGCUCCUUGUUGAUCCAGAAGAAGCGCAGACGGGCCAACAGCAAGUCAUUCUCUGGGCAUGUAUCGAGACAUACAUGGGCGCGACAGUAGCAUGCGUGCCUUCAACACGCCAACUUGUCCGGAAGGUGGUCUUGAAGAUGAGAAAGCAGAAAGAAGGGCCAUCAGGAAACAAACCUAUUUUCAUCGACAGGUCUUUGGCGCGGAUAUCGGAUGAAGAAGAUAUGCUGACGUUGAGUGACGUUGGGGGAUUGACGACUGUUACUGUGAGUAGUGGACGGACCGUUGGGAUGGAGCAUGAGAUGGAGAUUAUUAACAAGGCAGAUCGAUGA